This is a messenger RNA of Drosophila innubila, 815 nucleotides long. RefSeq lists its product as uncharacterized. The record is from RefSeq and is a predicted model, not a curated record. The coding region runs from base 16 to 699 and encodes 227 amino acids. The transcript has a single exon. NCBI's taxonomy places the organism in Eukaryota, Metazoa, Arthropoda, Insecta, Diptera, Drosophilidae.
ACCUUCUAGCUCACAAUGCGUUUCCUUAUCGCUCUCUGCCUGGUUGGCGCCGCAUGCGCUCAAUACAACUAUGGACAAGGACUUGACACUGGCUCUGCUAGCGACAACUCUCCCAUCAUUGACUACGCUGGAAACAACUACAAUGGUGAAGAGAGCAGACCCGGAUCAUCCUAUGCCCCAUCCGUUGGAGUCAACAAAGAAUUCUACACCUACGAGGCUGAUGAAAAUGAUUUCUACGAUCCAGCUGCCAGCGAGAGGGUUGCCAACAGCGUAAACAAGGGUCUGCGCGUUGUCUUCAUCAAGGGACCCGAGAACCGUGGCUUGGAGAACGCUGCUCUGGCUCUGGCCAAGCAGGCUGCUGAUCAGAAAACCGCCAUCUAUGUCCUGAACAAGCAGGCCGAUAUCGGAGAUCUGGCCAACAAACUGAACGCCAUCCGCAGCAACACCAACAACAAGCCCGAAGUGCACUUCGUCAAGUACCGCACUCCCGAGGAUGCUGCCAAUGCCCAGCGUGCCAUCCAAUCCCAGUACGAUUCUCUGGGCGGAUCCAGCCAGAACUUCCAUGGAGGAGUUGCCCCAGCCAUCAACUUUGCUUCCCGCUCUCCUGUCUCCACCGGAAGUGGCCACUAUGGGUCUGCAAGCUCUCCCAGUUCCUCCUAUUUGCCAGCCAACAUUCUGCGCCGUCUGCGUGUUCGUUAAAAAUAUUUUGAUGUUGUUUCUUGCUGAUUUUGCCAAUGUCGCUGGACCGAUUAUUGUUAUUUUCUGCAUUUUAUUCGAGCACACAAUAAAAUCGAUAAACUGAAGUAAACCCAAAA